Messenger RNA from Salarias fasciatus (jewelled blenny), 3108 nucleotides. It is a transcript of the gene dcun1d3, whose product is annotated as defective in cullin neddylation 1 domain containing 3. Gene Ontology annotation, cellular component: ubiquitin ligase complex. Lineage: Eukaryota; Metazoa; Chordata; Actinopteri; Blenniiformes; Blenniidae. Gene Ontology annotation, biological process: protein neddylation. Gene Ontology annotation, molecular function: ubiquitin-like protein binding; ubiquitin conjugating enzyme binding; cullin family protein binding. The transcript is spliced from 5 exons. The record is from RefSeq and is a predicted model, not a curated record. Bases 641 to 1633 code for a protein of 330 amino acids.
GCAGAUCAGCUGUUGGUCGCUCCCUCCAGGAGGAAGUGAUGCAGGGAAAUGUCCAUAAUGUAGCCGCACUCAAUGACUAAAACGGGGAAGCACAAAGAAACUGGCCGCUUUAAGUCCGACCUGCUUUUUUAACUCGCUCCAAAGAGCGACCACAGCUAGGAAUGGAUUAAAAACGAAGCCCCGGGUGCUAGCACGUUACUUAUUUUGUUUUUAAAAGACUGAACGGGACUCGACAUCGAUGUGGAAGUUUUUUGUCAGCUGGAUGCUAGUUAGCUAGCAUUCCGAGUUAACGCGACGAGUUUGCCUCAGUUCGCUUCUCUUGGUUUUUUUCCGACCCAACUUAUUUAACUACUUUAUUUGAUGCUGGCAUCGCAGGGGUGAUGUGUGUGCAAACCGCACGCAGUAUAUUUUCACAAAAAGCACUGCAGAUGUCAAGGUCACAGUGAUGGAGCAGAACAGAGAGAUAAUGCCGUCUGAAGGACCGUCUGUGUUUUAGCUGUAGUCUUUUUGAGCCCCUGUAUCUUGGCAGAUUUGGCAAAGGCCUGAGGGUAUGUUGAGACGUCUUGCCAGGCCACAGCAGAGGCGUCUAGGCGGUUCGGACGGGGACUGACAGGGACGAGGGACGAGGGGGGGGGAAGACAUGGGCCAGUGUGUGACCAAGUGCAAGAAUCCCACGUCCUCGCUCGGCAGCAAGAGUGGCGACAAAGACGGCGGCUCCAAGUCCCACAAGAAAGGCGGCGGGGCCGGCGGCGGCGGCCACAAGGAGGAGCCCAGCGCCCCGUGUAGCAAAGCCACCAGCGAGCUGUCGAAUGGCACCAAGGCCUUCGAGGUGACGGUGGAGACGCCCGUCAUCCCCGCGCUGACGGGCGAGCCGCGCAAGGAGGAGCCUUCGGACGCCAACGGCCUGUCCAUGCUGCGCAUCGAGGAGCUCUUCUGCUGCUACAAGGACGAGCAGGAAGACGCCAUCCUGGAGGAAGGCAUGGAGAGGUUCUGCAACGACCUGUGCGUGGACCCCGCGGAGUUUCGUGUGCUCGUUCUCGCCUGGAAGUUUCAAGCGGCCACCAUGUGCAAGUUUACAAGGAAGGAGUUCGUGGACGGCUGUAAGGCCAUCCAGGCCGACAGCCUGGAGGGGAUCUACUCCCGCUUCCCCUGCAUGCUGCUGGAGGCGCAGGGCGAGGAGAACUUCAAGGACCUGUACCGCUUCACCUUCCAGUUCGGCCUGGACGCCGAGGAGGGCCAGCGCUCGCUGCAGCGGGACAUCGCCAUCGCCCUGUGGCGGCUGGUUUUCACGCAGGACAUGCCCGCCAUCCUGGAGCACUGGCUGGACUUCCUGGCGGAGAACCCGUCGGGCGUGCGGGGCAUCUCCAGAGACACGUGGAACAUGUUCCUCAACUUCACCCAGGCCAUCGGGCCCGACCUGAGCAACUACAGCGAGGACGAGGCGUGGCCCAGCCUCUUCGACACCUUCGUGGAGUGGGAGCUGGAGCGCCGGAAAAAGGAGGAGGAGGCGCAGGCGGUGGUGGCGCCGCCGCAGGACGAGGGGGGGAGGUGUACCGAGACGGAGUGCUCUCCCACCACGGACAGACUGGAAACAGAGGGAAGCCGCGGCUCACAGACGUGGGGGGGCCACUGACCAGAAGACACGCGCUGUUGGGGAGGGAGGGAGGGAAGGAAAUGACCUCUACGUGAACUGUGCGUCUGUGAAUCAUUGGAUGGACACUAGUAUUACCAUUACAGCUCUUCAUUUGGCUCUCCUUGUUUUUCUGUUGGGGUGGGAUUUCUGCUUUGUGACCUUUUUAUUUGGUUUUUCAAAAGGGCUCUGAGAACUGUUGUGUUUCAAGCACUUCUAUUUAAGUUAUUGUUUUACUUUCCUCCUUCCAUUUGUUUUUUUGUUUUUUUUAAUUUUUUCCUCCAUUAAUUGGACUCGUGGUCCAUUUUUAUUGUACAUCUACCUACUGUGACCCAGCAGUCAGCUCCCCUGAAGCUCGCUUUAUGAAGCCGGGCUUCAGAAAGCCAUUAACGGUUUUUAUCCUGGAAACACUGCUAAUAUCAUGGUUUCAAAACGAAGAAGGGAAGUUUAGGCAGCCUGUCUGAAACGUACCGUUUGCCUCGCGCUCGGUGAGAUUUGUCUGGAUUGGAUUUAUCGCGGCCCGUUUGCAUCUUGCAGUGCCGGGAGAGUGAAGUGUUCGACAGUAAUCGGCUACAGUUCUGUCUCAAGGGCAUUCCCUUUUAAAACAAACAAAAUAAUUCAAAUGGCUCCUCCUGUACUCAGUUUAUCAAGCGUUUAAAAGUUCAUUUGAAGUCUGACCUGGUUUCCUUGGCGACAGCCCCGCCCUCUCUUCUGUGUUGAGUGAUUUUUGAGUGCUACUCCUGCAGUGGGCUUGUUCAAGCAGCCGCUGCGCUCCCUCUCUGACCUCUGCCAUCCACUGUUCUCAUGUCCACCUAUUUUCAAUAAGCAGUUAAAGUGCAAACAGCAAUGAUUUUGGGGCUUUAUUUUUGUUUGUUUUGUUUUUUAUCAGCUGCCUCUUCGACGUCACUUUUGAAAAUCUGUAAAUGCGAGAAAGAAAUGAGCUCCGGCUCAGUCGUUUCUGCCUAAACCUGCGUCACAUUCAGGACCAUUAACACUGGGCACCAUGUGAAGCUGACAUAUUGUUUACCUUCAGGAGAUUUGAGUCUUCACAUCCUUGAACUGCUUAUACAAGAAAAAUAAUAAGAAAAAAAAACCCCGUGUGUGCACACUUCACAGUGUUGAUGCUGCUGGUGAUGGUUGUAAUGAAUUGCACAAAAACCAAUAGCAUGCUAAUUUGCUAUACUUGGAAAACGCUUUGCAGAGAGAUUGAUGUCAAGCUCAUUACUAUCCAUUAGAAACCCUUUUUUUUUCCAGACUGUAAAUUGAUUUUGAAGGUGUAGCCUCUGGUGUUUUGGGAGAAGUGACUGAGCGAUGAUUAGUCACGCUGGUUAAUCGCCGGCCUGUGUAAGAGGGUGGCCACAGCCUGAUCCGUUUGGUUUACAGCCGCAGUGGUUUUAUUUCAGAUCCCCCUUUGCCCUUUUUAUAAUAAAAAAAAAAAUGUAUUGAUUUAUAAUAAAUAAAAAACAGUGUUGAAUUUU